This is a messenger RNA of Acromyrmex echinatior (Panamanian leafcutter ant), 2120 nucleotides long. RefSeq names its product terminal nucleotidyltransferase 4B. Gene Ontology annotation, cellular component: nucleolus; TRAMP complex. Lineage: Eukaryota; Metazoa; Arthropoda; Insecta; Hymenoptera; Formicidae. The record is from RefSeq and is a predicted model, not a curated record. Gene Ontology annotation, biological process: RNA 3'-end processing; polyadenylation-dependent ncRNA catabolic process. Gene Ontology annotation, molecular function: mRNA binding; poly(A) RNA polymerase activity.
CACACACCACACACACAUACAUACACACACAAACACACCACUUACAUUCACACUUGUACAAACACAUACGAACGCACGGAGGAGACUAAAGAGAGUCCCCCUCGUUCAACGGCGCCAAUUUAAUGGAUCCGACCAUCGGUUGGUACCAACCGGAGCAGUACGGCCCUGCUAAGGACCUUUGGUUACACAUUUGGGAGGCCGAGAAGGGUCUUGACGUUCUGACCCUGCGUAACGACGCGAAUACAAGUAAUGCGAUGGGCGUACGGCUGCAGCAGGACUUUCUCGCGCUGGACACGAGCCCGGCGGCAGCGACGACGACGGCGACGGCAACGACUGCGGCUGGCAUCACGCCGUUAUCCAACAGCACCGGCACCGGCAACGCUGUCGGUGUCGGCUUCGGCGCUGGUAACAACGGCAAUGGCAACGGCAACGGCAACGGCAACGGCAACGGUAAUGGCAAUGGCAAUGCCAAUGUCAAUGCCAAUGCCGGCAACAGUAGCAACGGUAGUAACGGCCGGCCUACAUCCGCCGCCGUUCACAGCAGUGCCACUGGCAAUGGCAAUGGCGAGCACCGCGUGCCCCACAACGCCUGCAACUAUUAUUACAACCCGUCCCGCAGGAAAGGCGAAAAUCGGGCGAGCACCUACGGCAUGAACUAUAAUUACGACGCCCUUGUGGGCGAGUACGGCGGCUGUCCGUGGCGUGUGACCAAUAAGCAUUACUCCAUGGGGACAAUCGGAUUACAUGAGGAAAUAGAAGAUUUUUUUUCAUAUAUGUGCCCCUCGCACGAAGAACAUGUAUUAAGAUUGAGAGUUGUAAAAAGGAUAGAAAAUGUAAUUUAUGAUCUCUGGCCAGACUCUAAAGUCGAAGUAUUUGGUAGCUUUCGCACUGGUUUAUAUUUGCCUACAAGUGAUAUAGAUUUGGUAGUAAUAGGGAUGUGGACAAAUCUCCCUUUGCGUACUUUGGAACGUGCUUUAUUAGAUCGAAAUAUCGCUGAACCAUCUUCUAUUAAAGUGUUGGAUAAGGCCAGUGUACCGAUCGUCAAACUGACUGAUAAGGAAAGUGAAAUUAAGGUGGACAUUAGUUUCAACAUGAAUAACGGCGUCAAAUCUGCAGAGUUGAUAAAUUCCUAUAAGAGGCAAUAUCCGGUUCUGGAGAAGUUAGUCAUGGUGUUAAAGCAAUUUCUACUACAAAGAGAUCUUAAUGAAGUGUUCACUGGCGGUAUAUCUUCAUACAGUUUAAUACUCAUGACCAUCAGUUUUUUACAAUUACAUCCGAGAAAGGAUAUUCAUUGCCCAAAUACUAAUCUGGGAGUGUUAUUGAUUGAAUUUCUGGAGUUGUAUGGGAGAAAGUUCAAUUAUGUUAAGACUGGCAUUCGCAUAAAGGAUGGUGGUCAAUAUAUAUCGAAAGAAGAGAUUCAACGAGAUAUGAUAGAUGGUCAUCGACCAUCUCUAUUAUGCAUAGAAGACCCACUCACACCUGGGAAUGAUAUCGGCCGUAGUAGUUACGGUGCUUUGUAUGUAAAGAGUGCAUUUAAUUGGGCCUAUUGUAUUCUCUCUCAAGCGGCCAAUCCCUCAAAUAUAUUAAUCAAUGACGCUAGUAAAGUAAGCAUACUGGGAAGAAUAAUCCGUGUGACCGAUGAAGUAAUAUACUAUCGUAGGUGGAUCAAAGAAACAUUCCUCUUACCCGUAGGCGAAGGAGACUCUCUGUCAAGCUCAACUGGUUCUGAUGCAUCCACUCUUUCAGCUCCCGCUAGUGAUACGGAUUCUGAGUGUAGUCGUGGCAAUUCUCCGAACACUGGUGGGAAGAGCGAAAAUGACAAAAACAAAGAUAGGCACUUUUAUAAUAGUCAUCAAAUCCACAAUUAUUCUGGAAGAAAAGCAUUCAAAGCAACCAUUCAUGCUAAUCAUCAACAAAGUUUCAAAGGCAAUUAUCAUCGCAUCAACAACAAUAUAGUCGGUCAGAACAAAGCCAAGCAUGCACUCCACAGUAAUGGAAACAACAAUAAUAAUAAUAACAAUACUAGUCACAGUCCAAGCUCUAGGCCACAUUCGAUAAAGAGGAAAAAACAAUGCACAAUGCAACGUGGAACCGGAGAUUGUGUACGGUGAUGAAAUGUA